Messenger RNA from Dioszegia hungarica, 612 nucleotides. RefSeq lists its product as uncharacterized. The coding region runs from base 1 to 612 and encodes 203 amino acids. The record is from RefSeq and is a predicted model, not a curated record. The transcript has a single exon. NCBI's taxonomy places the organism in Eukaryota, Fungi, Basidiomycota, Tremellomycetes, Tremellales, Bulleribasidiaceae.
AUGUCCACUGCUUACAGGAAAACCAUUUAUGUCGUCUCCCUACCAAACACGUUGCCCGAGUCGCCCCAGUCAGGCCCACGGAAAACAGUCAUCUUCGAUGCGGAAAGUCUGCUGAAGACCGAACUCGAGGACUCUCAAGAUGUCACACUUCUCAGGGACUUGCUCUCGAGCCCAAUCGUCCCUUUUGUCGCUCACUACGAUGCAGUCACGCAUGGCGCGCAGCUCAAGUCCGUGACAUCUCUUGUCCGGGAGCGACUCCUUCCUGGGCGUACUUUCGAGGUCUACUCAUUCGCCGACCCCGCCAAAGGCAACCUGGGCGGCAGCCUGUUGUUGGAUGCAAUUGAAAAGCGCGCGAAGUCGGACCCGGGCAGUCGCUUGUAUGACGAAGCCAUUGUCUCGUCAGAGGCUGAAGCCGAAGAGGCCUUCAGGGCGGCAGUCGACCAAGCCAUGACCGAUGCCAUCUACAAGAAGGGCGCUUACGCAACAGAGACAGCCCCAACCCAGACGGCCUCGGAGCAGCAGGCAGACUCCGAGAAGUUUAUGCGUGCACUCGGCAAGGCGAUGGAUGGGCUUCCCAGCACUGGAAGCAAAGAGUCGACCGACGGGAACUGA